Molecule: messenger RNA, 2488 nt
Organism: Argentina anserina (silverweed cinquefoil)
Lineage: Eukaryota; Viridiplantae; Streptophyta; Magnoliopsida; Rosales; Rosaceae
Product: phosphatidylinositol/phosphatidylcholine transfer protein SFH9
Exons: 15
Coding region: 248-2050 (600 amino acids)
Source: RefSeq, a predicted model, not a curated record
CAAAUGUCAGUUUAGUCCUCAAAAGCAAAGCGCAAUUUCUCUCUCUCACUCCUCUGCUCAGUUAUUUCAAAGAGAGAGAGAGAAAAAGAGAAAGGUAAGGAAUUCAAUUCUCAAUUCGCGUCGGAGUUCUGUAACCGGACGGCCGAUUCCGGUGAAUGUGCUUCUCAAUUCACCGCCGGAGUGGUUCCGAUUGCUGAUCGUGAUGAAAUUUGAGCUCAAAACCGUGAAGUGAUUUUGGUUAGCUACAAUGCCAGGUGAGGUGGUUUCAUUUGGAGAGGAUGACAAGUCUAGGACGUUUGACAUUGAAACCUCCGAGGACGAGAGGCGGAGGACUCGCAGUAGAUCUCUUAAGAAGAGGACUGCCAAUGCUUCCAUGAGGUUGACAAAUACGCUUCGAAGGCGCAGCAGCAAGCGUGUCGCCAACUGUCGGUAUGCAUUGCUAUCUGUUGAUGAUGUCAGGGAUGCCGAUGAGGAGGAAGCUGUCAUUGCGUUUCGUGAGGCAUUGGUUGCUAGGAACAUGCUGCCUGUAUAUUAUGAUGAUUAUCAUACAAUGCUGAGAUUCUUGAAGGCAAGGAAGUUUGACAUGGAUAAAUCCCUUCACAUGUGGGCGGAAAUGCUCAACUGGAGAAAAGAGUUUGGAGUGGAAUCUAUUGUGAAGGAUUUUGUAUACAGUGAGUGUGAAGAGGUUCAACGUUUUUACCCUCAUGGUUAUCAUGGUGUAGACAGGGAGGGAAGGCCUGUAUAUUUUGAAAGACUUGGAAAAGUUGAACCUAGCAAGCUAAUGAAUGUCACCACAAUAGAUCGGUUUCUAAAAUAUCAUGUUCAAGGUUUUGAGAAGGCUUUUGCUGAGAAGUUCCCAGCAUGUUCUAUUGCAGCCAAAAGACAUAUAGAUUCUACAACAACUAUCCUAGAUGUUCAGGGGCUGAAUUGGGUGAGUUUUGGCAAGGUUGCACAUGACCUUGUUAUGCGUAUGCAGAAAAUAGAUGGAGAUAACUAUCCUGAGACAUUGCAUCAGAUGUUUGUGGUAAAUGCUGGUAACGGAUUCAAGCUGCUUUGGAAUACAGCAAAAGGCUUUCUUGAUCCAAGAACUACCUCAAAGAUACAUGUGUUAGGCAACAGAUAUCGACACAAGUUGUUAGAAGUUGUAGACUCAAGUCAACUUCCUGACUUCCUUGGGGGAGACUGCUCAUGUCCAAAUGAAGGCGGGUGCCUUAGGUCUGGCAAGGGACCCUGGAAUGAUUCAGAAAUUAUGAAACUUGUACAUAUGGGAGAAGCUAUGUACUUCAGGAAAAUCAACGGCUCUUCUGAUGGCGAUGAUUUAGGAGUCAAGCUACUUGCCUCUAAGGUCUCAGAAAGUGAAAUAAUACCUACAGAGUCCGGAUCUGAUAUGAGGUCAAGUGCCUCUGGCAUCAUGGAAUUACCAGCGUCUCAUUUACACAAUGAGAGGUCAAGUGACUCUGCAUCUAUUUGCAACCCAGUUGAACCAGGUAGUGCUGCUGGAAGAGUGGAUAGUGGUAAUUUAAAUUCUACAAGUGAUUCAACCAUGUUAACUCCAAGAAGGCAGUUGAAUAUAUCCAUUCCACAAGCAGCAAAGCUAAUCAUUCACUAUAUACUCAAUAUAUUAGCAUGCAUAUAUGUUGUAAUCCCGAGGCUGGGGAGAAUAUUCACUGCAUGUAAUGCAGAAAACAAUUUAAAAGAACAAUGCAAAGUGCCGCCAACUAUGCAUUCGAGUUCCCAGGAACAGCAGAUUUCCCAAGAAAUAGAGGUUGACCCACUGUGGCAGAGACUGAAGCAAUUAGAAGGUUUGGUAACUGAACUGACUAAUAAACCUACAAAAAUUCCUCAAGAGAAAGAAGAUAUGCUUUGUGAAUCUUUGAGCCGUAUAAAAUCUAUAGAGUAUGACCUACAGAAGACAAAGAAAGCACUGCUUGCAACUGCAUCCAAACAAUCGGAGCUUGCUGAGUCACUAGAAAGCUUACAGGAAAACAACUUGGCUGGAGCAAACUCUUGUUGGCCAAGAAAUUGCAGAUAUAAUAACAUCCCGAGAUAAAGAUCACCAGUUUGUGACAGAACCUUUACUGGUAUUGUUAAUCCAGCAUGUUGGCUCAACAAAUAGAAACACUGCCACAUCUGAGUUCAUUGAUCCGUUCUCAAUGGAGUUUUCAUUUAAGGUGACCUAUCUCUUCCAUAUUGUCUUGGAUAGAGAAUUAUCAAUUAUCCACCAUCUUACUCUCUUUGUGCGGCACAAAUCACAUGAGUGUACAGUUGCCUUCCCAGUUAGAGGCAAAUGUAGUAAAGUUCAUCUCACUUUGAAGAUCCUAUCUUCUCCUCAGGCUGUCUUUUGUAGUUGCCAGUUGAAAAUAGUGAUCAACUGAGUAUAGAGUAAAGAGAAUAAUGCUGGUGAUCAGGCCAUUGAAAUCCUGUAGAAUGGAAAUUGUGUAUAAACCUUAUUUUUGUGUACAUAAAUAGCUUGACGAAUUUUCCUUCU